UAUAACCACCAGGUGGCGCGUCAGUAACGGGAAAGAAACAAAUAGCGAUUUAUUGAUUGCAAAUGAAUAUAUAACAGCACUGAACUAUAGUACGAUCUUCAGGUUAACAAGAAGGAUAUUAUAACUUAUCUAAAUAAAACAUAGUUUUAAAAUCUGUCAUGCUAACCUGUGAAAGUGGUCUGCUUAGCAUGUUAACAUGUUGACACUUCACAGUGCAUUAAAAGUGCUAUUCUUCAGUUGGAGUGGCAAAUGAGAGGCCAAAAUUAAAAUAAUACAAUAUAUUGCUAUGUAUAGCUGUUUAAAUUGAGCUUAAUAUGCUAUAUUCAGUCAAAUGGAAGUGUAAUUAAUGUUAGUCAAAUACUGGUGCUUAAGCUUAGCUAUAAGCACUAAUCAUGUCAGACAAAUCAAAACAAAUCCAGAUUUUUUUUGCAACAAGGGAUGCCAUCGUGAUCACAAGACAUUUUAGAAAUAUUAAUAAGACUAUAACUACAUUUAGAUUAAAAUGAACAUGCAGAAUUCCUUUAAACAUGUAUUUUAAAACAAUAAUACCAAAUCUUUUCACCCUGCAGAAUACAAAUAUGAAAACGGUUUAUGAUUUAUUGGUCUUUAAAGUUUACAAGUUAAAGCAGAGGGACACCAAAACAUUUAUAACUGGAUGUUAUGAUUUCCCGAAUCACACGAGAAUGGGACCUGCAAAACACCGCGACAUGAUGGUGGAUUUGGGCUAAAUAACACAUUUCCAAGGCGUUGCUAUGUGGUUGUUAUCAGGCGUUUCCAUUAAUUUUUCGUUCGCAGAAUCAUUUAGUGGUUAAUUACUCAUUAAUCAUUAAGGAAUGCCACAAAGUAGUGGCUGGGAAAUAUAAUACUAAUUAGAUUUGGGCAUUUUCUGAAGAAAUGCCUAUUACUAUGGCGUUGUUAUGUUGUUGCCAUGCGGUAGCAACGCAUUUCCGGUAUUUAUAUGUUGUUAUGUGGCGUUUCCAUUAUAUUCUGUUCACACAGAAAAACUGAAUAAUUUAUUCAUAAUACUAACGAUAUGUGGGCAUUUUCUGAAGAAAUGCUGAUUACUAUGGCAUCGUUAGGGUGUUGCCAUGCGAUAGCAACGCAUUUCUGGUAUUUGCUAAGGCGUUGCUAUGUGGUUGUUAUAAAUGAUUUCCAUUAUAUUUUGUUUGCAGAAUAAUUUAUUCAUUAAAUUACUCAUUAAACAUUAAAUAAUUUAAGUAAUGCCACGAAGUGUUGGCUGGAAAAUAUAAUACUAACUAUAUUUUCUGAAGAAAUGCCGAUUACUAUGGCAUCGUUAGGGUGUUGCCAUGCAGUAUUUGCAAGGCGUUUCCAUUAUAUUCUGUUCAUAGAAUAAUUUAUUCAUAAUACUAACUAUAUUUGGGCAUUUUCUGGAGAAAUGCUGAUUACUUUGGCAUUGUUAGAGCGUUGCCAUGCGAUAGCAACGCAUUUCCGGUAUUUGCUAAGGUGUUGCUAUGUGUUUGUUAUAAAUGGUUUCCAUUAUAUUUUGUUUGCAGAAUCAUUUAUUCAUUAAAUUACUCAUUAAACAUUAAAUAAUUUAAGUAAUGCCACAAAGUGUUGGCUGGAAAAUAUAAUACUAACUAUAUUUUCUAAAGAAAUGCUGAUUACUAUGGCAUCGUUAGGGUGUUGCCAUGCGGUAGCGCAUUUCCGGUAUUUGCAAGGCGUUUCCAUUAUAUUCUGUUCAUAGAAUAAUUUAUUCAUUAAAUUAUUCAUUAAACAUUAAAUCAUUUAAGUAAUGCCACAAAGUUUUUGCUGGGAAUAUAAUAAGCUACUAACUAGAUUUAGGCAUUUUCUGAAGAAAUGCCGAUUACUAUGGCGUCGUUAGGGUGUUGCCAUGCGUUGCUAUGAGUGGUUGUUAGGGCGUUGCUAAGUGCCCCAGUCUCUCAAUAUGGCUCUCGUGUCCCUCCUCCUUUUCCUCAGCUGUUUUCUGGUCCAGCAGGUGAAAACGCGGCGUCUGAUCACUGAGUAAAGACGCAGCGUGAUUUGAGGAAUCAUGCGUGUCUGGAGAAUCAAGUUUAUUCGAGGCAAACAGCUCUAAUGACGCGCGUUUGAACCUCGCGCUUGAUGGCGCGUGCGUGCAUGACCUCACUAUUCCUCACUAUUCCUCACAGCUGUGCGAGAGAGAGAAAGAGAGCAGCAGCAGACGCGCUCGCGCUUCCCAGCGCUCCGUCGGUAUGUCUCAAGCCGUUCUCCGUACAUUAAAAUGACCACAUGCGGGCCAAGUUGAUCCGCGCCCGCCUGCUCGUCAACGACAGCGUUGCGCACUGGAAUCAAACAUGGACGAGUCGUCGCUGCUGGAUCUGUUGGAGUGUUCGGUGUGUCUGGAGCGGCUGGACACGAGCGCCAAAGUGCUGCCCUGUCAGCACACCUUCUGCCGCCGCUGCCUCGAGAACAUCGUGAGCUCCAGACACGAGCUGCGCUGCCCGGAGUGCCGCAUCCUGGUGGACUGCGCGGUCGACGAUCUCCCGGCCAACAUCCUGCUGGUCCGCUUACUGGACGGGAUUAAACAGCGACCGAAGAACGGAGGAGGGAGGACGUCGCUGGUGGGAUGCGCAGCCGGAGUGUCGGCUUCGCCCCCGGGGACAGCUGUGCGGGACCUGCCCGUCGCCACACGCAGCUCCCCGGUCAAGAACGUUCCUCAGCUGCCGUGUGGAAAAGCCCUUUACAGCUAUGAGGGCAAAGAACCAGGUGACCUGAAGUUCAACAAAGGCGACAUCAUCAUCCUGCGGCGGAAGGUGGACGAGAACUGGUUCCACGGCGAGUUGAACGGCAGUCAUGGCUUCCUGCCGGCCAGUUACAUCCAGUGCAUCCGACCGCUGUCACAGACGCCUCCGCAGGGGAAAGCGCUGUACGACUUUGAGGUCAAAGACAAAGACCAGGACAAAGACUGCCUGACCUUCACUAAGGACGAGAUCCUGACCGUGAUACGAAGAGUGGACGAUAACUGGGCAGAAGGCAUGCUGGGAGAUAAGAUUGGGAUUUUUCCUAUCCUAUACGUUGAGCUGAAUGAAGCGGCCAAGCAGCUGAUGGAGAUGGACAAACCCUCGCCGGUCCCGGGCCCGAGCGCUGAUCCCGGUUCUCCCGCCGCCGUCAGCUGUAACGGGAACGGCGUCCACAGACGGGUGGAGGGCAAGAAGAACGCGAAGAAGCGUCACUCGUUCACGGCGCUCAGCAUGACGCAGCGCACGGCGCAGGUGCUCGGGAACAACAGACACUCCAUGGAGAUCAGCGCGCCGGUCCUCAUCAGCUCCUCUGACCCAAGAGCAGCGGCCCGGAUCGGGGACUGUCCGCACCUGUCCUCCAGCGCACCCGCCUCACAGGACUCUUCAGUCGCAGGAGCUGCGGUUCCUCCGCGCGUCACGUCUGCGGCCGGAGAGCUGCUCGCCGCUGCUAAAGUCCAGCUGCCUCUCAACAUCUAUCUGGCCAUGUACGCUUACAAACCGCAGAAGGCCGACGAGCUGGAGCUGCGUAAGGGCGAGAUGUACCGCGUGACCGAGAAGUGUCAGGACGGAUGGUUCAAAGGAACGUCGCUGCGCUCCGGAGCGUCGGGAGUUUUCCCGGGAAACUACGUCACGCCCGUCUCCAGGGCUCCGUUUGCCGUCGGUCAGACGCGCUCCUGUCUCUCUGGAGCGGCUCAGUCUAAGGUGGUUCCUGGAUCUCCGGGCUCCGCCGGCCCCUCGAGUCCCGUCCUGAUGGCCUCGGCGUCUCGCUCCAGCACGCCGCUCUCCAGCCCGUCGUCUCCGCACAUGAAGAACUGUCUGCGCAUGUCCAGCCAGCAAACUGUCAAUCAAGCGCGCUCCGCCAUGCAGUUAGUCCACAGUCCUCCGGCGAGCAGCAGCCCCGAGCGGCCCACGGCGGCCGUGACCCCUCUGCGACCCCAGGGCAGCCCCUCACGCUCCCCCGCUCGACCUCUCUCUAUGGUGGCGGCCCCUCAGGUGCAUCCCUCGCUGCAGUCCAGUCCGCUUUCUCCGGCCUCCGUACGACCCCUCAUGCCUCUGACCUCGGCCGCAGCCGCCAUCACGCCGCCCAACGUCACCGCGGCCCAUCUGAACGGAGGAGACGCGUCUGUCUGUGCGCUGCAGCCCGCUUCACCCGCGCACGGCGCAGUCGCCGGCCUCCCCAAACACGAGGAGAAGAAGGUGGAGAAGAAGGAAAAGAAGAGCAGUGGUCUCCUCAAACUGCUUUCCGGAGCCGCAGCCAAAAAGAAGUCUCGGUCGCCGCCAUCCAUCUCUCCCACACAUGAGCCGGCCUCCACCUCGUCCUCGGUUCAGGGAGCCAUGGCUCCGGAGCUGCGGUCUGCCGGCGGGCACGGCCGGGCCGGAUCCUGCCCCAUCGAGAGCGAGAUGCAGGGAGCCAUGGGCAUGGAGCCUCUGCACAGAAAGUCCGGCUCGCUGGAUCUCAACUUCUCUGUGUCUCCACCAGCUCGACAGGCCUGCUCGUCCUCACCGCUGGCCGUCCGGCCCGAACCUAAGCCAUUAUCCCGAGAGAGGUACCGUGUGCUCGUCCCGUACCCGCCACAGAGCGAGGCCGAGAUCGAGCUGAAGGAGGGCGACAUCGUGUUCGUGCACAAGAAACGUGAGGACGGCUGGUACAAGGGGACGCUUCAGCGCACCGGCCGGACGGGCCUCUUUCCCGGCAGCUUCGUGGAGAGUUUCUAGAUGAGAAACACACCAGCCAACAAGCUCUGAUUCCCAUGACGGGAUCUCCAGGAUCGUCUGGACUAUCUCAUGCUCAUAAUGCCCAGAAGAAGCAGACACACAGUCAUGAAGACGAGCACAAAGACGAGCAUCUUCACUGCCAUCGUCCUCAUACAUCCGUUAGGAAUAAAUGAUGUGGAUUGGGCUCAUCUGGAGGAGCGUGUGAGUCUGCAACGCCCUCUUGUGCGCGUGCGUGGAUCACAUCUCAGAUCUUCAUCAGGUCCUCACAGAUUCCUGCAGCGACCGCUUCAUCCUCGCUUUUCUUUCCUUCUUUAAUCAGCAGAUCUGAAUGAGAACGACACGAGGAUGUUAUUCAUAGAGAUAUCAGAUGAAUGUAGUGAGUGAUGAAGCUCAUCAAACCUGUCAUAUUUCACACCAAAAUCAACAUUUUAUUAUUUUGCAUUUUGCAUUAUUUUUGACUAUUUUCCCCACUAUAUUCUCAUUACUGUAAUGCAAAUGAAUCCAUGAUAUGUUAUUUAAAUGGUAAUUAUUAAUACAGCAUGUUAGUAUUAGUAUAGUAGUGCCUUUAUGCUCAUUCAAAUGAAAAAUAAUGCAUUACAGGAUUGAGAAUUAUAAAUACUCAAAAAUAAUGAGAGUUUACAGUUAAAUUGCGUUUGUGAAAAUAAUGUCACAAUAACAUUUAAAUGUAUAUUUUCAUAUAUAUAUAUAUAUAUAUAUAUAUACACACACACACUACAAAAGUUUGGAAUAAUUUUUUUUUUAUUAUAAUAAUUAUUAUCAAUUAUUAUUGGUGCUUAUAGUUGUUCGUAUUAUUAUCAAUGUUGAAAACAGUAGUGCUAUUUCAUAUUUUUGUGGAAACCGUCAUAUAUUUCAUUUUUCAGGAUUCUUUGAUGAAUAGAAAGUUCAAAAGAACAGCAUUUAUUUAAAAUAGAAUCUUUUGUAACAUUAUAAAUGUCUUUACUGUCACUUUUGAUCAAUUGAAUGCGUCCUUGAUGAAUAAAAGUAUUAUUUUUCUUUAAAAAAAAAAACAACUUACUGACACCAAACUUGAAGUGUGAGUGUGUGUAUGUAUACAGUUGUGGUCAGAAUUAUUGGCACCCUUGGUAAAUAUGAUCAAAGAUGACUAUAAAAAUAAAUCUGCAUUGUUUAUCCUUUUAAUCUUUAAUUCAUAAAAUUAGCAAAAAUCUAACCUUUCAUUGAAGGAAAAGAAUUGAAAGUGGGGGGAAAAUCACAUUAUGAAAUAAAUGUUUUUCUCCAAAACAUGUUGGCCACAAUUAUUGGCACCCCUAGAAUUUUUUAUGAGUAAAAUAUCUCUGAAGUAUAUUCCCAUUCAUAUUUACAUUUUUUUAGCACACCAGGGUGAUCAUGAAAGUGUCCAGCCAUGACUUCCUGUUCCACAGGAGUAUAAACAUGAGGAAACACAAAGGCCAAAUUCCCGUAAUCAUUCAUCACAAUGAGAAAAACCAAAGAAUAUAGUUCUGAUGUGUAGCAAAAGAUUGUUGAGCUUCACAAAAUAGAAAGUGGCUGUAAGAAAAUAGCUAAAGCAUUGAAAAUCCCCAUUUCCACUAUCAGGGCAAUAAUUAAGAAGUUCCAAUCAACUAAAGAUGUUACAAAUCUGCCUGGAAGAGGACGUGUGUCUAAAUCGUCCUAAUGCGCAGUGAGGAGGACAGUUUGAGUGGCCAAAGAAGGAUCACAGCUGGAGAAUUGCAGAAAUUCGUUGAGUCUUGAGUCUCAGAAAGCCUUAAAAAAAAUGAUCAAACAGCACCAACAUCCCCACAAGUUGUUUAGGAGGGUUUUAAGAAAAAUCCUCUGCUCUCAUCCAGAAACAAUCUCCAGCAUAUUCAGUUGUCGGACACGACUGGAACUUCAAACGGGACCGGUUUCUAUGGUCAGAUGAAACUAAAAAAAGAGCUUUUUGGCAGCAAACCCACCAGAUGGGUUUGGUGCACACAUGGAUAAAAAGUACCCCAUGCCCACGGUUAAAUAUACUGCUGGAUCUUUAAUGCUGUGGGCCUAUUUUUCUGCUGGAGGUCCUGGACAUCUUGUUCAGAUACAUGGUAUCAUGGAUUCUAUCAAAUACCAACAGAUAAAAAAACAAAACCUGACCGCUUCUGCUAGAAAUCCAAUAAUGGGCCGUGAUUGGAUCUUCCAUCAGGACAAUGAUCCAAAACAAACAUCAAAAUCAACACAAAAAUGUGUCAAUGAGCACAAAAUGAAGCUUCUGCCAUGGCCGUCCCAGUCCCCUGACCUGAACCCUAAAGAAAAUGAGUGGAGUGAACUGAAGAGAAGAAGCACCAACAUGGAGCUGGAAUCUGAAGGAUCUGGAGAGAUUCUGCAUGAAGGAAUGGUCUCUGAUCUCUUGUCAGGUGUUCUCCAAACUCAUCAGGCAUUACAGGUGAAGACUCAGAGCUGUUAUCUUAGGAAAAGGUUGCAAAAGGUAUUGAAUAAAAGGGUGCCAAUAAUUGUGGCCAACAUGUUUUGGAGAAAAACUUUUAUUUCAUAAUGUGAUUUUCCCCCCACUUUCAAUUCUU
Messenger RNA from Ctenopharyngodon idella (grass carp), 7207 nucleotides. RefSeq names its product E3 ubiquitin-protein ligase SH3RF3-like. The record is from RefSeq and is a predicted model, not a curated record. Gene Ontology annotation, molecular function: ubiquitin protein ligase activity; protein binding; metal ion binding. The coding region runs from base 2295 to 4676 and encodes 793 amino acids. The transcript is spliced from 10 exons. Gene Ontology annotation, biological process: protein ubiquitination; positive regulation of JNK cascade; positive regulation of proteasomal ubiquitin-dependent protein catabolic process. Lineage: Eukaryota; Metazoa; Chordata; Actinopteri; Cypriniformes; Xenocyprididae.